Drosophila obscura is the source of this 2363-nucleotide messenger RNA. RefSeq names its product protein claret segregational. The transcript is spliced from 3 exons. Gene Ontology annotation, biological process: microtubule-based movement. The record is from RefSeq and is a predicted model, not a curated record. Lineage: Eukaryota; Metazoa; Arthropoda; Insecta; Diptera; Drosophilidae. Bases 89 to 2200 code for a protein of 703 amino acids. Gene Ontology annotation, molecular function: ATP binding; microtubule motor activity; microtubule binding.
UCUCUGCUAUCAAGUCAACUUCCAUUGGAAAUUGGAACGGAGAGAAGUGACGGGAGGAAAAUACAAUUGAAUAUAAAAUAUAAUAAUAAUGGAAUCGCGCUUGCCAAAACCGUCGACCAUAAAGCGGCCCAUGAUGCCGGUGAAAAGUAUACUGCCCACAGAUCGAAUCAAAGCCGGCGGUGCGGGCGCCUUCAGUGCAAACCAAACCUACUGUGGAAACUUGCUGGCACCGCUCUCCCGAGAUAUUAACAAUUUGCAGGACAUGGAUCGUCGCAGGGGUCGAGCUGCCUCGCCGGAGCCUACCAAAAUAUCAAACCAAAAUCGCGCCAAAUUGAGACGAAGUCGCUCGGCCUGCGACAUCAACGAGAUGCGCCAGAAUAACAAACGCCCGGCGGCACAGCCAGCAUUGGCGAGCAUUCCCAGCAAAGUCUCGCGCUUUGGCAACACAAAUGUGGCCACUGCUCCGGCCCCAGGUCAGCGUUUGGGUCGACAGGCUGGAAAUACAACAACGACAGCGCCAGCUUCCACUGUAACCAAGCGACCGAUAGCCUCUCGUCCUUUACCCAGAGCAGCAACUACAGCCACAGCCACAGCCUCUGCCACAGCUACCAAAACAAAGCCGGCAACCAGCGGUGUCGGUGCAGCUGCAAAGCGCAUAGCACCGUAUGAUUUCAAGGCUCGAUUCCAUGAUCUGCUGGACAAGCACAAGGUGCUCAAAACAAAGUACGAGAAGCAAGUGGAGGAUAUGGGAGAACUAGAGUCUCUGCCCACCCAGCUCGAGGAGACGCAGACGAAGCUAAUCGAAACCGAGUCUUCCCUGAAAAAUAUGCAGACAGACAACGACUGUCUGCAAAGGCAAGUGAAGCAACAGACCAAGAACAUUGAAACGAUUACAACCUCGCUGGGCAGGACAAAAGAAGAGCUGUCGGAGCUGAAGGAAAAUCAUAAGCAAAUAAAGAUGGAACACGAUAGCCUAACCAAGGAGGUGUUGCAACUGCGGCAGCGCACCGAAGAUCUGAUGCGCAGCAACGAGCAACAAGCAUCGGAACUGGAGACCUGCAAGGAGCAGCUGUUCCAAUCUAAUAUGGAGCGGAAAGAGCUGCACAACUUAGUCAUGGAUCUGCGCGGAAAUAUACGCGUAUUUUGUCGAAUACGUCCGCCACUUGCCUCCGAGCUGGAACGCAAUCGCUGCACUUGGAUAUUCCAUGAUGAAACCACAGUCGAGCUGCAGAGCAUCGAUAGCCAGGCCAAGAACAAGAUGGGCCAGCAAAUCUUCUCGUUCGACCAGGUGUUCCAUCCUCAGUCGACGCAAACGGAUAUUUUUGAGAUGGUGUCGCCGCUCAUUCAAUCCGCGCUCGACGGCUACAACAUCUGCAUAUUUGCCUAUGGCCAGACGGGCAGUGGCAAGACCUAUACCAUGGAUGGUGUGCAGGACGAGGUGGGCGUGAUUCCACGCACCGUAGAUCUGCUCUUCGACUCCAUAAAGGGGUAUCGCAACUUGGGCUGGGAGUAUGAGAUUAAGGCCACCUUCUUGGAGAUCUACAACGAAGUGCUGUACGAUCUGCUGAGCAACGAGCAGAAGGAUAUGGAAAUUCGCAUGGCGAAGAACAACAAGAACGACAUUUAUGUGUCCAACAUAACCGAAGAGACUGUGGCCGAUCCCCACCAUCUGCGCCAGCUUAUGCUGAUGGCCAGACAGAAUCGCGCCACAGCAUCCACGGCGGGCAACGAGCGGUCCUCGCGAUCGCAUGCCGUGACCAAACUUCAGCUGAUAGGCCGACAUGCAGAGAAACAGGAGGUAUCGGUGGGCUCCAUCAAUCUGGUUGACUUGGCCGGCUCUGAGUCGCCAAAGACCAGCAUACGCAUGACCGAAACGAAAAGUAUCAAUCGUUCGCUCUCCGAGCUGACGAACGUCAUUUUGGCUCUACUACAAAAGCAGGACCACAUUCCCUAUCGCAAUUCAAAGCUUACGCAUCUACUGAUGCCCUCGCUGGGUGGUAACUCCAAGACGCUGAUGUUUAUCAAUGUUUCGCCCUUCCAGGACUGCUUCCAAGAGUCUGUCAAGUCUUUGCGUUUCGCUGCCUCCGUUCAUUCCUGCAAAAUACCAAAGGCAAAGCGCAAUCGUUACAUGGCACUCAACAACAGCUCCUUGAGCUCCAGCGCCAGCAGCAGCAGCAUGAGCAAUAGCUUUGAUAAAUAGGCGACUCGUUUUUGUUUUCUGUUUGUUCUGAAAGUUUGUAUAUUCUCUCUCUUCUACAGGCCUCACAUGCACACGCAUUCCAAAACAUUAUUUACCACCCAACAAUUCUGUUAUCGCUUAAGUUAUGUGUUUACUUUUAGUCGAAAAUAAACUAAUCAAGUGA